Messenger RNA from Symbiodinium necroappetens, 408 nucleotides. Lineage: Eukaryota; Dinophyceae; Suessiales; Symbiodiniaceae. The record is from the annotation of a GenBank genome assembly.
AUGGAGAGCGAAGGAGGCCAACCUCCUGGAAUGGAGACUGCUUCACUACGCAAGGCUUCUCGAUGUUUGGCAGAGCUCCUCCAGUCAGAAGAGGGGCAGGUGCACUUCCUUGUCAAGUUCCUGACGCACAGAGGGAGAAGUGCAGCAUCCGAGAUGAGGAAUCGAUUGGCAAAGGACCAACCUGUUCAUGCCCGUGGCUACCAUUUCAAGAAGGAGGUGAUUGCAGAGGCUCUGCGCCAGUGGCAAGAGAAUGAGGGACAGAGGACAGCGAAGCUGACCGUGCCCAGGACUCCUGCCAGCUGGACAGGCGGCGAAGACGAUGGGAAACCGCGCUUGCUUCGCAGGCCUUCCGAUUCAGCGUCCGUACACUCUCUCUGCGUGUGUGUCGUCCCUGUACCAAAGGGCUAG